AGGCGCGUCCCUGUUGCGUGAGGCAAAAUGGACCGCCUUACGGCUUUCGGUAUCCUUUGGGUCUUGGGGGUGGAAUCAUUUUCGGCCGUUCUGUCGGGUGGUUCAGACGAAAACUCGCUAGACGGUGAUGCCGAUGUGUCUGGCAGCGAUGCUCUGGAUAACUAUCCCUUGAUCGACGGCCACAACGACCUGGCCUACAACCUAAACCGGUUCCUGAAAAACCAAAUAACCGAUUUUGAUUUCGAAAGCGACGUUGGGAAACAGGUCGCAUUUUCUAAAUGUGACAUGUGCCAUACGGAUUUGCAGAAGCUACGGAAAGGUCGACUGUCGGCCCAAUUUUGGGCGGCGUAUAUUAGUUGCAAUAAUCCCGGAAACCCGGUGUCCAACACGUUGGAACAGAUUGACGUAAUCAAAAGAUUAAUCAGAAAGUACCCAAACGAUUUGGUGUUUGCAACUUCCAGCGACGAUAUAGCGGCAGCGUUUAAAGAAAAGAAAAUAGCGUCAUUCAUAGGCGUGGAAGGGGGUCACUCCAUCGACAACAAACUCUCCGUCCUUCGUGCGUAUUACGACCUAGGGGUGAGAUACCUAACUCUGACGCACACGUGCGAUUUAAGAUGGGCUGAUUCGGCUACGGUCGACAUCAAAGGUUCACCAAAAAACAAUUUAUCAGAUUUUGGACGGAAAAUAGUGCUGGAGAUGAAUAGAUUGGGUAUGCUGGUGGAUUUGUCUCAUGUUUCCAAAAACGUGAUGCUGGAUACACUGAAAAUCAGCCGAGCGCCGGUGAUAUUUUCCCAUUCAUCAGCCAGAAAAAUUUACGAUCACGUAAGAAACGUAGACGAUGACGUAUUGGUUAAACUGGCCGAAAACGAUGGAAUAAUAAUGGUCAAUUUCUAUACUGACUUUGUGGGCCCCAACGCGACCAUUCGGAAUGUUGCUUACCAUAUCAAUCACAUUGUGGACGUUAUCGGAGUAAACCACGUGGGAAUUGGUGCUGAUUUCGAUGGAGUUCCAAGUACACCGCAAGGACUGGAAAAUACUUCCAAAUAUCCACAGCUGUUUGAUGUGUUGAGACAAUUGGACCCGAAUCGCUGGACAAUCGGAAAUUUAGAACUGUUGGCAGGUCGAAAUUUUGUGAGGGUUUUUCGAAAAGCGGAACAAGUCAGAGAAAACUUAAGUGGUGUGCCACCAGCAGAGGACAUCUUAGAUGAGAUAUUUUACCAUAUGAUUUGAUUUGCUCACUAGCAGUUGUAUGUAGUUUACUAAAG
Molecule: messenger RNA, 1265 nt
Organism: Cylas formicarius (sweet potato weevil)
Lineage: Eukaryota; Metazoa; Arthropoda; Insecta; Coleoptera; Brentidae
Exons: 11
Coding region: 28-1230 (400 amino acids)
Biological process (GO): proteolysis
Molecular function (GO): metallodipeptidase activity
Source: RefSeq, a predicted model, not a curated record